Molecule: messenger RNA, 618 nt
Organism: Triticum turgidum subsp. durum (durum wheat)
Lineage: Eukaryota; Viridiplantae; Streptophyta; Magnoliopsida; Poales; Poaceae
Source: the annotation of a GenBank genome assembly
AUGGAUGAGCAUUUCAUCCUCCGCGUGCCCCCUUCUGUGGCGGAGCAGAUCGAGCGCCUUAUGAACGAAUCCGCUGCCGGUUCAUCCUCCAACCCCGAGGACGCCUCCCUCAACCUCUCCUUCUCAGAUGAUGGAAGAAGUGGCACAUUUAUGAUUGGUAACCAGAGCUUUCCUGCAUCUCUCUUGGAUCUCCCAACUGUUGUGGAGUCAUAUAAGACAUAUGAUGAUUCAUUUUUAGUUAAAGCUGCUGAUAUUGGUCAGAUGGUAAUGGUAAGAGAAGAUGUUGAUCCUGCUCCUGAAGAAGUUGAAUACAAGCAUGGACUUACUCCUCCAAUGAGGGAUGCACGCAGGCGACGUUAUCGCAGAGAGCCUGACUUGAAUGCAGAGCUUGUUCACCGAGUUGAGAAGGAUCUUAUAAGUAUUAUGCAUGGAGUGUCUGUCAGUAUCCUUUUGAAGGUGGUGAAGGUGGGGGUGGUGAAGGUGGUGACCGCAAGAAAGCUGCACCAGCUCCUGCACCCAAGCCAGACGCUCAAGAGCCUGCUGCAAAUGGCGAAGAAGCUGAGCCUGAGAGGAGUGACUCUGAUGAUUCGGAGAACUGAAGUGGACCAGAAUAGAUAG